Molecule: messenger RNA, 506 nt
Organism: Temnothorax curvispinosus
Lineage: Eukaryota; Metazoa; Arthropoda; Insecta; Hymenoptera; Formicidae
Exons: 2
Source: RefSeq, a predicted model, not a curated record
AUAAAGCAAAUUUCUUUUUACUUCAUUAUUUUCCGAAACUUUCUUUUCAUUUUACAGUGGCCGACUAUAAUCACGUUAACAAUAUUCGCCAUUCUUCUUCUCGUAAUAAUUGAUGAAAGUGUGGCUAUACUCGAACCUCAAGCACCGAAUUUUCAAUAUUUUGAACGGCCAAAGUAUCGUUAUCCUUAUUACGAUGAAAAUGGUAAAGGAAAGCUGCUGUAUGGCUACGGUGGACCGGAAUUGUAUCAAUAUAAAACUUAUAGUGUUCUUGAAGGAAUUCAUUAAACAAUUUGUUUAAAUUCUUAGAAAAUUGAAUAUAAAAUAUCUGUAUACAUAUAACGUAACAUAUACGAACAUGUGUAUUAAUUCAUUAAUAUACUCAUGAAAUAUUAAUUCGAAUAUCUUUAUAUAAUGCAACACGCGAGUAUCUUUUCGAUGGCAUAAUAGAGAAUUGGAUGUUACUUGAAUAUAAAUUAGCUAUUAUGCUAUUUAGGGAAACAGCACAU